Messenger RNA from Chelmon rostratus (copperband butterflyfish), 5486 nucleotides. It is a transcript of the gene dclk2a, whose product is annotated as doublecortin-like kinase 2a. The record is from RefSeq and is a predicted model, not a curated record. Gene Ontology annotation, biological process: protein phosphorylation; intracellular signal transduction. The transcript has 17 exons. Gene Ontology annotation, cellular component: microtubule cytoskeleton. Lineage: Eukaryota; Metazoa; Chordata; Actinopteri; Chaetodontiformes; Chaetodontidae. Bases 467 to 3406 code for a protein of 979 amino acids. Gene Ontology annotation, molecular function: ATP binding; protein kinase activity.
CUUGCGGUGUUUGGUGCCUUGCGCCGAAGUUUGGUGAAAUUUCUUCGCUGUUUGAAAGCCAGCGGCAGGUCCUCUGCGAUGUCUGUCAAACACAGCUGCUCAUUAUCCGACACGUUUUCAACCGGAUAAACCCGAGUCGGCGUUUGAAUCACUCCCCCCGCUGUGUUUGUGGAGGUAGACAAAUCAGUUGAUCGGAUCAGUCGGGACGGGGUUCGGUUUCUGUGGACUUCAAGAUUAUUUCUCGACUUGCUCCUUGUUUUGGGAGCUGUGUGAGCGUUUAGACGUGUAGCGAGCAGCCGGUGCAGCAAGCCGCCACACUGGACCGGGAGCAGAGGCUGGAGACGCACACGUGUUGUCCUCCGUCCUCCGGCUGCGGACGCAUCGAUCCUGCAGCGCUCUCUGGAUAAAAGUUGCUCUUUUCUGUUUGGGAUUUCUUUUAAAACGGGAAGAGAAGGAGGCAGACAGCAUGUCGCUGAGCAGAAGUAUUGAAUUUGAACACUUUGAGGAGCGGGAGAAGCCGCACAGGACACCGAGGACCAACUCGGUCUCCGGAUCCCAGUCAGGCUCCAGAGGCAACGGUCUGGUCCCCAGCCCGGCGCACAGUGCGCACUGUAGUUUUUACCGCACACGCACUCUCCAGUCUCUCACGUCCGAGAAAAAAGCCCGGAAAGUGCGUUUUUACCGCAAUGGAGACAAAUACUUUAAAGGCUUGGUGUAUGCUGUGUCGAACGACCGCUUCAGGUCUCUGGAUGCUCUGCUCAUGGAGCUCACGCGGUCCCUGUCCGACAACGUCAACCUUCCGCAAGGAGUCCGGACGUUAUACGCGUUGGAUGGAGGCAGGAAGAUCACCAGCCUGGAUGACUUAGUGGAGGGCGAGAGUUAUGUUUGUGCUUCAAAUGAGCCCUUCCGGCGGGUGGACUACACCAAAAACGUCAACCCCAACUGGUCAGUGGGCAGCAAGACCAGCACAUCGCGCUCUCUGUCCUCUCUCAUCCCGCUGAGGAGUGAGCUGCACCGUGAGUCCAAGGACUUCAUCAAGCCCAAGCUAGUCACAGUCAUCCGCAGCGGAGUCAAACCCCGCAAGGCAGUACGGAUACUGCUCAAUAAGAAGACGGCGCACUCCUUCGAGCAGGUGCUCACUGACAUCACGGAUGCGAUCAAGCUGGACUCUGGAGCUGUGAGGAGACUGUACACUUUGGAGGGCAAGCAGAUCACCUGCCUGCAGGACUUCUUCGGGGACGAUGACGUGUUCAUAGCGUGUGGACCAGAGAAAUACCGCUAUGCCCAGGACGACUUUGUGUUGGAUCACAGCGGUAAGGCUUCCACAGCCUUUAUGACUGAAUGCAGAGUGCUGAAGUCGUCCCACAGCCGCUCUGCUACUCCAAACCGGACAGCUAAGAGUCCCGGACCUUCACGGCGCAGCAAGUCUCCGGGUGCAGCAAGGCAAACUGUCCACUACUCGACCAGUCAGUCUCCAAUCAAAUCCCCAGUGAAUGGUGUCUCAGGCAGCCAGAUCUCAACUCCAAGGUCCACCAAGUCCUCCACUCCAUCUCCCACCAGCCCCAGACCCGUCCCCAGUUUUAAGGUCCCUCCAUCGCAAUACAUCUCUUCGCAAAAUGUAAAUGGCUCGUUGAACAACCACCAGGAGCAAACCAAUCGACUGAGUCCCGAGGCAGUAAAUGGUAACCGCUACCCGCCUGCCUCCACCAUCUUGGAAAAAUACAAGGUUGGCAAGGUCAUCGGAGACGGCAACUUCGCCGUGGUCAAAGAGUGUGUGGAGAGGUCCACAGGAAAAGAGUUUGCACUAAAGAUCAUCGACAAGGCCAAGUGCAGCGGAAAGGAGCACCUCAUCGAGAAUGAGGUCGCAGUGCUGCGGAAGGUGAAACACCCCAACAUCAUCAUGCUGAUAGAGGAGGUGGACACUUCCUCUGAACUCUACCUGGUUAUGGAGCUUGUCAAGGGAGGGGAUUUAUUCGAUGCCAUCACCUCCUCGGCCAAAUACACAGAGCGAGACGCCACUGUCAUGGUGUACAACCUCGCCGGAGCCCUGAAGUACCUGCACAGCAUCAACAUCGUCCACAGAGACAUUAAACCAGAGAACCUGCUGGUGUUUGAGUAUCCAGACGGCACCAAAUCAUUGAAACUCGGGGACUUUGGCCUGGCCACUGUGGUGGAAGGACCCUUGUACACCGUAUGUGGAACUCCGACAUAUGUUGCUCCAGAAAUCAUCUCAGAGUCUGGGUAUGGGCUGAAGGUGGAUAUCUGGGCUGCAGGUGUCAUCACCUACAUCCUCCUGUGUGGCUUCCCUCCCUUUAGAAGUGAGAGUAACAUGCAAGAGGAUCUGUUUGACCAGAUCCUUCUGGGGCGGCUGGACUUUCCCAGUCCCUACUGGGACAACAUCACUGAUUCAGCCAAGGAGCUGAUCGGAAAGAUGCUGCAGGUCAACGUCGAGGCUCGAUACACGGCACAGGACAUCCUCUCCCACCCCUGGGUCACGGACGACGCAGUCAUUGAGAACAACAUGAAGACGGAGGUCACAGGUAAACUGAAGACGCACUUUAACACUGCGCCUAAGCACAGCAACACCACGGCGGGGGUGUCAGUCAUCAUGAACACAGCUCUAGAUAAGGAGACCCUCCAGCUCCCCGCCCGUCGUUGUCCUGAGCCCCGCACAGCGCCGUGUCCGCCAUCGUCGGCUGCCAAGAAAGUCCCGUCUGCCCCUCCAGGCAAACCAGCUUCUCCAACCAAACCGGCGUCACGCAGCGAAGAACCAAAACCUGCCGCGCUGGCGUCACCCACCGAGGCCGCAAGGGCUGCUAUGCCUGGCGCCACACCCACCUCUAAUGCCCCCUGCUGUCAGUCCGCCACUGAUGGCGUUGGUUUGCCCGCCUCCGCCCCCGCCAGUUCGCUCCAGGUCUCCUCUGCUGAAACGCUCCCCAUCAGCCCUUCUGCCCCUCCCGAAGGAGGAGCAUCACACUCCUUAUCGCUAGAAACUCCCUCACCCCCCAGCCCUCCUGCUCGUUUCACCUGCACAACUCCCUCUACACCUGUCUCCUGUCCUCCCCCAUCAUCUCCCACCAAACCAGCUUCUCCUCCCUCAUCUCCCAUCAAGCCAGCUUCUCCUCCCUCAUCUCCCACCAAACCAGCUUCUCCCUCUUCCUCCUCUCCUACGAAAGAGCAAACAUCCCCAUCGUCCUCUUCCACAAAAGAAGCUCCCCCCUCCCCGGUCUCCCCCAUCCAGCCCGUUGUGUUCUUCCCCCUCUCUUCCCCAUCCAAACAAGAACCUUCCUCCCCUCCUCCCAUCCAUCCAACCCUGUUUCCCUCUCCUCCUUCUACACCUCCUAGAUCCACAACCCCGCCCUCUCCCAGCCCUCUCCCUGCCGAGGAGCUCAUGCAGAGGAUUUAAAAGGCAGGUCUCUUGUGUAGCUUCAUCCUCUCCCUCCUCCUCCUCACACAUACUGUACGUUUGAGCCAACACGGGACGAGGAGGCUAAAACUCCACCUCGAGCAUGUCCAGUAGCUGUAAGCUGAGCCAGUGGCCACGUGUCCAGAUCGUUCUCUCGCUCGUUCUCAGUGGACGCGAGGCAUUUUCUAAGAGUUUGUCGAUUGUAUAUAUGUUGGUAUUUAUUGAUGGAGGACGUGGAGCGAGAGAAUGAACCGAAUAUAUCACCGCUCUGAGUGGCUUGUCUUUGGAAGUCAUGCGUUCGUACAUCACGUCAAUGUGAAUUCUUUCUUUUAUUUAUUAUCCCAUUUUGACUGCCUGUGGCUCUUUUGUAAAUACUUAUUCAUCACACACACUCACACCAUCGUGAACUCCUAUUGCUUUAGCAGAGAGACAGUAUGUCCAUAUUACAAGUAUUCCAGUAUAUCUCAACGUCUGAACUUGCUAGCCUAGCUGCCUGUAGUUUAAACCAACUACUGUGUAACCACUACCAGUAUUCUGUCUGACCACAGCAACUGUACUGUUAAACUUAGGAUCCCUAUUAAGUGUGACUAUACACCAGUACAGUGGGUUGACAAAAUAAAGGCCGCGCCUACCGGGUGGCCAAUAAGGGGCCAGGAAAUGGAAACACAGUGAAAAGAGGAAACAGUCAGACGUGUUAAAGUUGACACAAAUGGCUCUUCAUGUUCAGUUUAAAGGGUAAGUUCAUCUAAAUGAGGAAAAAGUCUCCUUACACCUCAGAUUCAUCUUCCUGUCCAGACCUACAGGUUGCGAGCCGCUGCUGCAGUGUUACUGCGCUCAUGCAGAAAGCCUUUGUGUUAGUUUGUCGAGGUUUUCAGAUAGAAUUAACAUUUCUGUUGCCGUGGCGAUAGAAUGGAGGUGAAUGGAAUUCUGAUUGUUGUGCUCGUAUAUUUUAAUAAUCGCGCAGUCACAGGGGCACUUUUUCUGGAAAGAAAUGCAGCUGUUGAAUGUUAUUUUUUUUUAAAGCUAUUACCACAAGCAAAAUUCCAUCCACCUUCAUUGUGUCGGGCGAGAUGCAACUAAAAGUGAGACCAAAGUUUUAAAAAUUUGGCUGAACUGACCCUUUAACGCCUUGAAAUUCCCAAACCAGAUUAUUUUGUGGGCCCACUGUUACUGACACACAUGUCGAUGCAUUCACUCUCAUGCUGUUCGUAUUAUUUGAUGUGAACGUUGUAGUUGUUCAUAGCGUGAAGAACCUUAGCUGUCCACCUGAAACUUGAAGGCUUGUUUUUGCCUCCGUGUGACUGUUUGUACAUAAACGCAGAGAAAAUAGAUCCAACAGACGUGAAACCAGAUGGCAGGUUUGUUUCUAAAGCGCCAUUUUCAGAUCUGAGCUGCUUUCUGCUCCCGCCGCACACACAUCCACCAGUUGAUAUAAUUCUCAGCGACAACGCUGCGCCGCGGUUCGCACGACACCAGUCGACUCCGUUCCUUCGAGAUAUUCACACAAUGGGUUUUUUUGGUCUGUUGGAUUUAUAUGAAUGAAUGUGUUGUCAAGGAGACGGGUUUGUGCCUGACCACUAGCGAACAGCUCAUAGCUUAAUGAUGCCUUUAUCAAAACCAGCUUGGCUGAAAAAAAGGGAGUUGUGCGUUCUUAAAAUAAGUUAGAAGUGAUUUGUUUUUGUUUUGAACUCCGCAGCAUUUAUUCCCAGCUGGUGUUAGCAGGGCUAAACCCCCGUCAGUGGUUCAACAUGCCUCUUUACCUCUUCAGGACUCUCAGCUGCAUGCAUGCAUCCCCACUUCCCGCCUCCCUGUAAGACAAAACCCUCACACACACACACUGAGUCGAGUUGGUACAUGAUGCCGUUUAGCUUCCCCUUAUGUAUAUGUAGUAACGGUAGAUUUUCAUAAGCAGUUUGUAAAAGGGAAAUUUGUAUGAAAAGACAGUUUUAAAACAGGAAUCUCAUCUGUGUCAAACUGGAGUAACGGUUUUUAUUAGGCAUAGAGUGGCUGCUUUUAAUGUCCAACUGUUUGAAACAGCAGAACAGAAAAAAAUACAAAUGCAAUAAAGACUUCAAACGAC